Molecule: messenger RNA, 388 nt
Organism: Drosophila kikkawai
Lineage: Eukaryota; Metazoa; Arthropoda; Insecta; Diptera; Drosophilidae
Gene: Acp26Ab
Product: Accessory gland protein 26Ab
Biological process (GO): mating behavior
Cellular component (GO): extracellular region
Source: RefSeq, a predicted model, not a curated record
UUCAAACAAAUCUCGCACUAUGAACUACAUCCGAUUGAUCGGCAUUUUCUCCUGCCUCUGCCUGUGGCAUUUCGGCACCGUUGCUCCCCAAAUCAGCAUUCAGUCCAGGUCCAGCUCCAGCUCUCGGCAGACGAUCGAUGGUCAGUUGAAAACUGUCUACGACUUCACUAGCCAGCAUGAUGUCAACGAUAUCUCUGGGAAGCUGGUUCACACUCGCAAAACUGACUUCAAGUCGGACUUUGCAGCUCCGGUCCACAAGGAGGAGGUUUGGACAUAACAUGUUCAGCAGUAAUUAGUGGAAAAAUAUAACUAGGAUGCAAAAAAUGUAUAUAAAACUUUGUGAAGAUUCCAAAUUAUUAAUAAAUUCAGCCAACUGAGCUGGCUUGAA